AUGAAGGAAAAAAAUCUAAUAGGUAUCUUGAAGUGGGGCUGUUUGGCCACGAAUGUGAUGGUUUUUAUAUUUGGGCUGUGUUUGGCUAUAAUGGGUGCGUUAUUGUAUAAUGUACGAACUUACCCAGACUCAAAUGGACCUGUUAUUUAUGUGACGUUUGGAGUUUUUGUGAUGGUGAUCUCAGGAAUAUUGAUUGUGGGUGUUAUUCUGAAUAACAACAUUAUCCUAUUUGUGUUUUCAACCUUAACCAUUGCCUUGUGUAUUGCUAAUGUGGUCAUAUUCAUCAUUGUUACGCAACAAUGGAUGUCUCUAAAGUACUCGAAUGAAACCAACAAUACCUUACGAGGGCAUUUUCAAAAUGUUGAAAAUGCAACAAGCGAAAAGUUCGUUAUGAAAAUUCAGCAGGAUUUUAAGUGCUGCGGUUUGGAUGGUCCUGAGGAUUGGUUUGAAAGUAUAGCAAACCACACUUUGAAAGAUCAAAAAUUUUCUGCUGUUGGCGAUGCCUGUCGAUAUGAUAAAAGUGAUUGCAAGAAAUUGGAGGUGUUUGAGGAAGGUUGUUUUAAAAAAGUGUAUGUUUACGUUGAAAGCCUUCUGUAUGCUUGUGAAAUAAUUUUGAUAAUUUCCACACUUUUUCAAGUGUUUGCCGUGGUGGUUUGUAUAACUUACGCUGUUUUGGAUAAAUGGAACAUAGUUGUUCUCUACGUUUUAUAA
Brassicogethes aeneus is the source of this 711-nucleotide messenger RNA. The record is from the annotation of a GenBank genome assembly. Lineage: Eukaryota; Metazoa; Arthropoda; Insecta; Coleoptera; Nitidulidae.